Molecule: messenger RNA, 510 nt
Organism: Bathycoccus prasinos
Lineage: Eukaryota; Viridiplantae; Chlorophyta; Mamiellophyceae; Mamiellales; Bathycoccaceae
Exons: 1
Coding region: 1-510 (169 amino acids)
Biological process (GO): ribosomal small subunit biogenesis; rRNA processing; translation
Cellular component (GO): ribosome; small-subunit processome; cytosolic small ribosomal subunit
Molecular function (GO): structural constituent of ribosome
Source: RefSeq, a predicted model, not a curated record
AUGGUUAAACAGGCCAUUCAAGAUUUAGAGAACACGAACCAAGAGUUAAAAGCGGACCUCGAAAACCUCUUCAUUUGCGGCGCGGCAGAAGUUGCGAUUGCGAACCGCACCGCCGUCGUCAUCCAUGUCCCGUACAGAUACUUGAAGGCGUUCCACAAGAUCCAGCAAAGAUUGGUGAGAGAGUUGGAAAAGAAGUUCUCGAACAAAGACGUUGUUUUUGUCGGUAACAGAAGAAUUCGCCCUGUGCCGAAAGCGAACUUUGCCCGAGCGAGACCGCGUUCUCGAACGCUGACCGCCGUGCACGCCAGUUUGCUCGAGGAUUUGGUGUACCCGACGGAGAUUGUGGGGAAGAGACAAAGAUACCGAUUGGAUGGUUCUAAGUUGUUGAAGGUGUAUUUGGACCCGUCCAAGAAGACGGAGACGGAGUACAAGUUGGAAACGUUUGCUGGGGUGUAUAAGAAGUUGACUGGUAAGGACGUCUCCUUCGAGUUCCCGGCGCAACAGGCGUAA